Vicia villosa (hairy vetch) is the source of this 2665-nucleotide messenger RNA. RefSeq lists its product as uncharacterized. The coding region runs from base 134 to 2200 and encodes 688 amino acids. The transcript has 6 exons. Lineage: Eukaryota; Viridiplantae; Streptophyta; Magnoliopsida; Fabales; Fabaceae. The record is from RefSeq and is a predicted model, not a curated record.
UUCUUUUGGACUAAACAUUGAAGAGAAGAACAAGAUGAAAAGGAUGAUAUGAUGCUGAAGACGACAUCAACUGCGAACUGAACAAAAGUUGUCGUUUAGGGUUUAAUGCAUUGCAUCUCCACCAUUUUUGAACAUGGCAGUACCAUCGGAUAAGGAUCACACACCGAAAUCCGACUCCAUUAACGCUUGUUGUGACCAGUGGAGAAACAAAUACUUGAAGGCUCAAGAAUCACGUAAUGCUCUUCGCCAAGCUGUCAAGUUUCUUGAAUGCAAAAUCAAUGAAAUUCAGGCUUAUAACAAUAAAGUAUGUGCUGACAAAAUUGAAACUGGGGUAAAAGUGGAAGAAUGUUAUGCUGUGGAGAAGAAUGAACUCUGUAGCUUAAAGUCUCGGAGAGGAUGUGACGGGGGUACUCUGAAUUGGGACGAGAAUGAGAAGGUAUUAGCGUUUCAAGCUUGUAUAGCUGAGAAGGACAAGGAAAUUUGUAGAUUAAAGGAGCUUUUGGAGAUUGAAAAGAGAAGAGCUGAUUCUAAGAGGAAGAGAGUUGCCGAAACUUUGAAGUUACUGGAACAAGAAAAGAAUAGGGGGGCACAAAUUGCGAGAAUUAAAAUGGAGAAUGCAGAGGGGUAUAGGGUUCAUAUUGGUCAAUUGGAGAAACAAGUUAGUGAAGCAAAACAGAAAUCGAAAUCUGAGAUGUCUGCAUUUAAAAAGGUGAUCCGAAGGUUUGAUUGUAAAAAGCGCAAGAUAUUGGCAGAGAAAAGAAGAGCCGAGUUAGAGAUGGCAAAAGCGAACGAAAAUUUGGAGGAGAUUGAAAAACACAAAGCCGUUGAGUUGGUUAAACUAAAGGAGCAAAAGGCACUUGCAGAAGAUAACUGGAACAAGUUCACAGCUGAGAAAUGUCGCGCUGAUAAGAUGUCUCAGCAGCUAGAAGAAGAUAAGAGGACAAUUGAGGAUUUGAAGCGGAAGAUACAUGAGCUCUCAUCCCUAAGAGAACACAUUGAAAUGGCCUCUGAGAUCAGUGCCGAAGCUCAAAGUAGUCGAUGCUCUGAAGUGAAACAUUUGAAAAGCAAUCCGAUGGUUGAAAAGUUACGAGCAAAGCAUACCAAGCAAAAAUAUAAGUUAGAAGCAAGUCAUUACAGUAUUUUACGACACGAAUUAGGUCGUCUAAAGGUUUGUUUUGUUCAGUUUCUACAUCGCUUUGAUGUACUGGACGCAUCCUUUUUGCCUGUUUCUGGAAGUAUACAGGACCAAACAAAGAAGUUUUUCGUCAUGGAUACUUUUGGUUUGAUGGUGAUUGUUUUGAAGUCUCUAAUUAUGUCACCCGAGGGUGAGAGCCUAUCUGAUGUUACUGCUUCUUGUCUCCCUUCAACGAACCCACGGCAUACUGAAUUUUGUACAAAUGUUAGUUGCCCCUUCUUAGAAAGGGAUGAAUCCAUUGACGGCAUUGCAAAUUUGCUCUUAGAAGAGAUAAAUAACUGUUGGUUUCAAGGGAUAAAACAAGUUGAUUUGUCAGAUUCUGGAUUGAUGCCAGGCAAUGGUAAUGUUAGACAAUGGUCUAAAGGGGAAGGAGAUCAAUGUGCCACUAACAAGAAUAAUGAUGUUUCCAGUUGUUUGAGAAAUUGUUCGGUUUCUGAUACUCGACCACAUGCUCUUAAGAAUGCCAUCCUCUGCCGCCUUAGUGAUAUUGCAUCAUUGGUGGAACUGGUAGCAAACAAAAUGAGCUGGCACUGGACUGAUAUCAAACUUGUUCCUCAGCUGCUCAACAUGCUUGACACAUGUGUAGAGGAGAAAAUUGUCAUUGUUAUCAUUGUACUUCUCGGUCAACUUGGGAGGAUUGGAAUUGAUAAUGGUGGAUAUGAAGAUCGAGGAGUUGAAAACCUGAGAUGUAAUUUGUUUGCUUAUUUAUGCCGCUUCUCUUCCACAAAAGCAACCCUUUCUGUUCAAAUUGCUACUGUCAAUAUUCUCUUUGGCCUUCUUCCUACUGGUCUUGAAACCCUUUUCCUUACUAACAUCAGUCCUUCAGCAUAUUCUAAGACUGUUUCAGACAAUGUUGAAACUUUGAGGAAGUGGUUCUUUGGACUGGGUCAAGAAGAUCAACAAGUAUUGCUAUCUGGUAUUUUGAAACACACCAAUGUAUAUAAUAAGUCAAAUUUGUCUUUACUUUCACAUUUACAUAGGUUUUCCGAGCCGAUGAUUCAUUGACAUAACCCUUAGAAUUUUUUUGGUCGUUCGACCUGUUACUUAGAAAUUAAUUGGAGCUGAGAGUCUACAAUUUGGCUUACAUCUUGCUUUUGUGCUUCUAUAAUUUGCACAUAACUGAUUUUUUCAUUCUUUUUUAUUGUAAACUUGUAAAAACAAUUUUAUUAUAUUAAUUGUCCAACUUGUUUGGUCCAUGAAUAUUUUAUAUGCUCAACUUAAAUGAGAUUCGCCCUAAACCAACUUAUCUACUUGUUUGUUUGUAUGAUAAGAACAACCAAAAUGUCCCAAGUGGUAAAACUUGACAAGUACGGAAGUACAUAAUCCAUAUCAGAAUUUAGGGCAUAAGAAUAUCCAUGCCAAUGUUGGGAAAUACUUAACACACUCUAUGAAUUGCUAUCACAUCCUCUUGAAAAAUCAAGAAUACUCGGAAUUUAGAAAUGCAUCUCCGGUCGCACUCAAAAGACAUAU